Molecule: messenger RNA, 219 nt
Organism: Ostertagia ostertagi
Lineage: Eukaryota; Metazoa; Nematoda; Chromadorea; Rhabditida; Trichostrongylidae
Source: the annotation of a GenBank genome assembly
AUGAAUCGGGUGCUUCGUGGAGUGGUGAAAUUUCGUCAAACAAUCAGGAAAGAUCUUAUUAAACAAUUCGAUGAAGUCAGCAAUCAUCCAAAGCCAACGGCGGUGAUGUUCACGUGCAUGGACUCUCGAAUGCUGCCUGCUCGUUUCACCCAAUCGAAUGUCGGUGACAUGUUUGUGGUGCGGAAUGCUGGAAAUAUGAUUCCCGAUGCCCCUCACUAU